Messenger RNA from Olea europaea var. sylvestris, 840 nucleotides. RefSeq lists its product as uncharacterized. Lineage: Eukaryota; Viridiplantae; Streptophyta; Magnoliopsida; Lamiales; Oleaceae. The transcript is spliced from 2 exons. The coding region runs from base 1 to 840 and encodes 279 amino acids. Gene Ontology annotation, molecular function: zinc ion binding; nucleic acid binding. The record is from RefSeq and is a predicted model, not a curated record.
AUGGCAGGAAUCCAAGAUGUUUCAUAUUCUCAAAUUGCAGAGAGAGCAUUAGUUGCAGAACAAGCUGAACAAAGAAUUAGUCGUGCUCAAAGUCAGAAGCCUAAGUUUCAACCGAGACAAGGACAACAACAUUGGGGUCAGGGCAAACGUCCAACGAUAGAUCAAGGAAAAGCCUCAAUAGCACAACCAUCUUGCCCCAAAUGUGGUGGACAGCAUACUGAAGCAUGUCCUACAGAGACUAGGACAUGUUAUGUUUGUGGAAAGGUAGGACAUCUUGCUAGAGCAUGCCCAGGUAAUCCAAAUCCUAUGGAGCAAAAAAAGGUAUCGGCCAAAGUGUUUACUAUCACAAGAUCAGAUGCCGAGGUAAAUCGAUCAGUUGUAAUAGGAAAAUUCCCUAUUUUUGGUAUCCCAACACUUUUACUGUUUGAUUCAAGGGCUACGCAUUCAUUCGUUUCCAUUGAGUAUGUGAGGAGGUUGGGUAGGACACCUGAUAUGCAACAGGUCAGUUAUAGUGUAACUAUCCCAUCUGGAGAUGUACAACAAACCAAUCUGAUUGUAAGAGCAUGUGUGAUCCUUAUAGAAAAUUGGGAGCUCUGUGCAAAUUUAAUUGUGUUAGAUAUGAAAGAUUAUGAUAUAAUUUUGGGUAUGAAUUGGCUGUCAAGAUAUCAAACCACUACAGAUUGUAAGAGGAAGUCAGUAACCUUUCAACUUUUGGGGAAUGAGCCAUUUACAUUCAUUGGGAUAGAAAAAGUUCCAACCAUAUCGCUAUUGAAAGUACAAAGGUUACUAGAUAGUGGGUGUGUAGGGUAUUUGGUGAGUGUUAGGGCUAUUGAAGCAUAA